Varanus komodoensis (Komodo dragon) is the source of this 1005-nucleotide messenger RNA. RefSeq names its product procathepsin L-like. Gene Ontology annotation, cellular component: lysosome. The record is from RefSeq and is a predicted model, not a curated record. The transcript is spliced from 7 exons. Gene Ontology annotation, molecular function: cysteine-type endopeptidase activity. Lineage: Eukaryota; Metazoa; Chordata; Lepidosauria; Squamata; Varanidae. The coding region runs from base 1 to 1005 and encodes 334 amino acids. Gene Ontology annotation, biological process: immune response.
AUGUCCUUUUGCUCCCUGCUGGUGUUGACCUGCCUGGCCUGUGGGAAGACUUUGCAAGAUCCAGCUGUGGAGGAAUUGUGGCGGGACUGGAAGAGUGCCCACACAAAAGAGUACCUGGAGGGGGAAGAGGUUUUCCGCAGAGCAGUAUGGGAGGAAAACCUGCAUCUGAUUGAGAAGCAUAACCAUGAGGCUGACCUGGGGAAACACACCUACUGGCUGGGCAUGAACCACUUUGGUGACCAGACCAACGAAGAGUUUAACCAGAGAAUGAAUGGCUUUCGUCCUGACCUGGCUGAGCAAGAUGUCGGCAACCACACCUGGUUCCGAGAAUCCACCACUCUGAAAAUUCCCAAGCGUGUAGACUGGCGUGACAAAGGUUACGUCACCCCUGUGAAAGACCAGGGCAGCUGUGGGUCUUGCUGGGCAUUCAGUGCCACCGGAGCCCUAGAAGGGAUGCGCGCCCGCAAGACCGGCAAGCUUGUCUCUCUGAGCGAACAGAACCUCGUAGACUGCUCAAGGGAGCAGCACAACCAUGGGUGCAGAGGUGGAGUUGCCUCUCAGGCCUUCCUCUACGUGAAGAAGAAUGGGGGCAUCAACUCCGAGCAGUUGUACCCCUACGAGGGGAAGGACAAAUUGUGCCACUACGACCCCGCAGACGUAGCCGCCACCUGUGGUUCCAUUGAGAGCAUCCCGAAGGGGAACGAAAAGGCCCUGGAGCAAGCCGUGGGCCAAAAGGGUCCCAUUUCGGUGGCCCUGGACUCUCGGAGCAAACAGUUCCAGUUCUACAGGAAAGGAAUCUUCCAGAGCACCUGGGGCGGGGAUGUGUUGAACCAUGCCAUGCUUGCCAUUGGCUACAACGACUCCCAGGAAAAUGGGAAAGGCACAGGUUACUGGAUUCUGAAGAACAGCUGGUCAAAGAACUGGGGUGAAGACGGCUACAUGCGACUGCUGAAGGGCAGCAAUCAGUGCGGCGUGGCAAACAGCGCCAGCUAUCCCACUGUGUAA